AUGCCACCAAAAAAGAAAGGAAGGCCAAGGAAGGAACAAUUUGAACCCAGUCAAGCAUCAUGUGAUAGGUCUGAGAGGCAGGAAGCAGUUCCUAUGCUACCAAAGAAGAAAGGAAGGCCAAGGAAAAAGGUCCACUCUGACCCAAAUCAAGCAUCAGGUUCUAAAUUUUUUAGAAGCAAAAAGAAGUUGGGGAUAAAAAGAGGUGGUGACAUUGUUGAAGAUAGAGUUCUACUUGAUGAGCAUGAUGGUUUAGAUGGUCAUGUUGAAGGUAAGGGAUGUGAGGAACAAAUGAAAGAUUUGUUUGACAAAGAAGAUAUUGAUGAUAACAAUUUGGUUGAUAUGAUGUGCACUUUUGAAGCUUUUCUUAGCCAACCAAAGUAUAAUUAUCAGAAAGGUGAUGGAUUCCAAGAUGCAAUGGAUGCUAUUAUUCAAAGUAUUCAUCAUGCUAAUGACGACAAAGGCGUUGAGGAUGUUGAACCCGACCUGAAAAAAACACUUGAUGGGGUUAAAGAUGCAAUGGAUGCUAUUAUUCAAAGUAUUUAUCAUGCUAAAGAUGCUAUUAUAUCAUUAGCCCUUCCUUUUAUGCAAUGUACUUUCAUUGUACUUCCAUUCACGCAACAUAUACAUGAGAUAGCAAUUAACUACCAUUAA
Lactuca saligna is the source of this 651-nucleotide messenger RNA. NCBI's taxonomy places the organism in Eukaryota, Viridiplantae, Streptophyta, Magnoliopsida, Asterales, Asteraceae. The record is from the annotation of a GenBank genome assembly.